Molecule: messenger RNA, 1065 nt
Organism: Notothenia coriiceps (black rockcod)
Lineage: Eukaryota; Metazoa; Chordata; Actinopteri; Perciformes; Nototheniidae
Product: ecto-NOX disulfide-thiol exchanger 2-like
Exons: 7
Coding region: 1-1065 (354 amino acids)
Biological process (GO): ultradian rhythm
Cellular component (GO): external side of plasma membrane; plasma membrane
Molecular function (GO): RNA binding; oxidoreductase activity
Source: RefSeq, a predicted model, not a curated record
AUGACGAUGCCCAUGUCAGACCCCAGCGUCUGGGCACAAGCCAUGAGCAGCCUGGGGAUGCCUCCGCUAAACAUGAUGGGACAGCAGCUGAUGCCAGAUUUUGACCCCAGUCUCGGGCUGAUGACUGGCAUUACCCCGAUAAAUCCCAUGAUGCCCGGCCUGGCUCUCCCGCCCCUAUCCCAGGAUGCACCAGUUGUCAAGGAGAUCAUCCACUGCAAUAGCUGCACGCUGUUUCCUCCCAACCCCGACCUUCUGCCUCCGGCCACGAGGGAACGCCCUCCUGGGUGUAAGACGGUGUUUGUUGGCGGUCUGCCCGAGAACUUCACUGAGCAGCUCAUCGUGGAGGUCUUUGGACAGUGUGGGGAUAUUGCUGCAAUCAGAAAGAGCAAGAAAAACUUCUGCCAUAUUCGAUUUGCUGAGGAGUUCACUGUGGACAAGGCUCUUCUCCUCUCUGGUUACCGUAUCCGUUUGGGCUCCAGCACAGACAAAAAAGACUCGGGCCGCCUCCACGUGGACUUCGCCCAGGCCAGAGACGACCUGUACGAGUGGGAGUGUCACCAGCGCAUGUUGGCCAGAGAGGAGAGGCACCGGCGCAAAAUAGAGGACGAUCUCUUCCGACCCCCCUCCCCUCCUCCCAUCGCCCACUACUCUGAGCACGAGUGUAGUGAGCUUGGAGACAGGAUCAAAGAGGAUGGCAAGUUUCCUGAAGCAGUGCGUGUGCUGUUGACCUGGCUGGAGAGAGGGGAAGUCAACCGAAGGAAUGCCAACAACUUCUACUCCAUGAUCCAGGCGUCCAACGGCCACAUCCGCCGGCUGACGGGCGAGAAGAGUCAGCAUGAGAAGGAGGUGGAAGAAGCCAAAGACAAGUUCAAGACUGCGAUGGUCACCAUUCUUGGUCAAUUUGAACAGAUUGUGUCUGUAUUCCACGCUGCAUCCAAACAAAAGGCAUGGGACCAUUUCUCCAAAGCGCAACGGAAGAACCUGGAUUUAUGGCGCACCCAGGUGGAGGAAAUCAGCGGGAACAAUAAGUCUGGAGAUACCACCUACGACUGCCUUAAAUUGUGA